Molecule: messenger RNA, 1173 nt
Organism: Rhizoctonia solani
Lineage: Eukaryota; Fungi; Basidiomycota; Agaricomycetes; Cantharellales; Ceratobasidiaceae
Product: DSBA-like thioredoxin domain protein
Exons: 9
Coding region: 1-1173 (390 amino acids)
Molecular function (GO): oxidoreductase activity
Source: RefSeq, a predicted model, not a curated record
AUGCACACCAGUAUUAUUGUUUUCAGCGCCGCGUUUAUGGCUGCUACUAGCAUGGCAAAGCCGAUCGUCACAUUUAUGUAUUGUGAAGAACUUGUUUACCACGAGCCUUAUACUUCACUCGCCUCUGGAGUAUUUACUCCGGUUCCGUCUCCUGCUCACACGUCAAUUGUGUCUGAGCCAUUAACCAGCGUCGUAUCUGAACCGGCCACUGCCGUUGAAACCAAUGUGACCUCUGUUGUUCCUUCUGCGGAGUGUACGCAUGUUGUAUCAUCGGUUAUCCUUCCGGUGUCUACUAACGUUUUCACAUGGGUACCACCUCCCGCUUCUAGAUCGACUCUUGCCAGUGAACAGCCUAUCUUUACCAGUAUCGUCAAUUCCACCUCCACUCUUACCAGCUCUGCCGAGCUACCUUGGCCUACUUCGAACAACACUACUCAUAACUCUACCAGAAUCAUUACCAGCUCUCUCGCCAAUUAUACCGCAACCGCCUCUGCCAAUGGAACCGACUUGGAGUCUAGUACUAUCCCCAUACCUAUGGCCGCUGCCGCACGAGUUGUGAGCCUAAAAGUCAUCAGUGACAGUAUUUGCCCAUGGUGCCUUAUCGGUACCAUGGAACUGCGCAAAGCCCUUGCUCGUGCACAAGCAAAUAACCUUCCCUUGCAGAUACGUUUAGAGUACCGACCGUACCAAUUGGAUCCUACCCUCCCAGAGGACAAAGGGCUAGAUAAAGUGGAACGCUACCGUAAGAAAUUUGGAGACAGGCAGGUCUUCUUGUUGAAGAAUGUUGCCUCUCGCGCCCGGCCACUCGGCUUGAAUUUAAAUUUCAAGGGCACCGUCCGCCAAACGACUCCAUCGCAUCGCAUCCUCAUGAAGGCCUAUAAUAUAGGCGGACAGGAUGCCCAACAAGCGCUCCUGACUGAGAUACUAAGAGGUUAUCAUGAACUUGCACAAGACAUUGGUGACCCAGAUGUGCUUGGAGGUUAUGCAGAAAAGACGAAGCUUAUGAGCAAGGAAGAGGCUCUUGAGUUUUUAGCCACUGAUGAGCUCAAGAAGGAGGUUGCUGAUGCGAUCCAAGAAGCACGCGAUAUGGGAGUUACUGGUGUCCCGUUCACGGUGAUCGACAAUAAGUGGGCAAUUUCGGGCGGCCAGCCCUCGGACGUCUUUAUCAAGUAA